Messenger RNA from Thalassophryne amazonica, 960 nucleotides. RefSeq names its product eukaryotic translation initiation factor 3, subunit F (gene eif3f). Gene Ontology annotation, molecular function: translation initiation factor binding; metallopeptidase activity; translation initiation factor activity. Gene Ontology annotation, cellular component: eukaryotic translation initiation factor 3 complex, eIF3m. Gene Ontology annotation, biological process: translational initiation. NCBI's taxonomy places the organism in Eukaryota, Metazoa, Chordata, Actinopteri, Batrachoidiformes, Batrachoididae. The record is from RefSeq and is a predicted model, not a curated record.
CGCCUGUAGGGGGCAGUGUGGGGUUCGGUCUUCGGUCUUCUUCCUUUUCCAACAUGUCGGUGUUCGGGCCGGUUGUGAAGAUUCAUCCUGUCGUUCUCGCUUCUAUCUGUGACUCGUACGAGCGAAGAAACGAGUCAGCGAGUCGUGUGAUCGGGACCUUGUUGGGAACUAUCGACAAACAUUCCAUCGAGGUCACCAACUGUUUCUCUGUCCCCCACAAUGAAUCUGAAGACGAGGUUGCUGUGGACAUGGAGUUUGCCAAGAACAUGUAUGAGCUCCACAAGAGAGUGUCGCCCACUGAGGUCAUCAUUGGAUGGUACGCUACCGGCUUCGACAUCACGGAACACUCGGUGCUGAUCCACGAGUACUACAGCCGCGAGGCCUCCAACCCCAUCCACCUCACCGUGGACACGGCGCUGCAGAGCGGAAAGAUGAACAUCCGUGCCUACGUCAGUGCGCAGAUGGGUGUGCCAGGAAAGACCGUUGGCGUGAUGUUCACCCCGCUUACCGUGAAGUACAUUUACUAUGACACAGAGCGGAUCGGUGUGGACCUUCUGCAGAGGACACGUGUGGCUCCCAGUCGUACCAAGGGCCUGACCUCUGACCUGGCCCAGGUGGGCAGCUCUGCAGCCCGGAUACAAGACAUGCUGGCGACUGUGCUCUCGUACAUUGAGGAUGUGCUGUCUGGCAAAGUGACAGCGGAUAACAGUGUGGGCCGCUUCCUGAUGGACCUGGUCAACAAAGUGCCCACAAUCUCAGCUGAGGACUUUGAGAACAUGCUCAAUUCUAACAUCAACGACUUGUUGAUGGUGACCUACCUGGCUAACCUCACACAAGCACAGAUCGCUCUCAACGAGAAGCUGGUGGUGCUCUGAGGCCUUCUGUCAUGGAACAUAUUUAAUUGUUUCUUUACUUUUUGGGUUGAGAAUGAGAUAAUAAAGAUGUUACAGUCAAACUCUC